Molecule: messenger RNA, 436 nt
Organism: Hydra vulgaris (swiftwater hydra)
Lineage: Eukaryota; Metazoa; Cnidaria; Hydrozoa; Anthoathecata; Hydridae
Source: RefSeq, a predicted model, not a curated record
GACUUUAGCAAAGUGAUAUGCGGUCUUGCACGCAGCCAUCAGGCAAAUAAAAUUGUUGUUUAUAAUUUAAUUGUUUUGCAAAAAAAAUGUCAAAUGUAAUGAAAAUGACGCUCAUUGUUGGUGGGGUCUCGAUGCUUGGCUAUGCUACGAUGAAAUUGUUAACGCCAAAUAAAGAAAAAAUGAUGGAGAUACUUUCAGAUGACUUGAAAUCAGAAGAAAAAUUAAAAGAAGUCCAGAAAAGAAACGAAUUAGUUUUUGCUGCGAUGCAAAGAUCAGCUAAGUCUAACGAUCCUAUUUGGAAAGUAGACAAAGAACUUUUUAAUUCUACAAAAUAUAAAUAAUUUUUUGUAUACUCCAAGAUAUUUUAGUAGAAGUCUAAUUUUGUAUACUUAAAUAUUAUUUAUUUGUUGACAGUCUGAUAUAUGUAAUAUGUAAA